AUGACAAUGAAUAGGCAAGGUGUGGCAAAGCCGUCAUCCACUGUGACCAACAGUGAAAGUGGAUUUUUGGAUGCUAAUCUGCACUUGUAUAGAAAAAAAGAAAGCGAAAAGAUCCGUGGUGUGUUAGAACUCUCCACGUUCGAGCAGACAAAAGUUCCACGAAUCAAAGUGAGGCUCAUUUGCAUAGUCGAUGUCAGCGGGAGUAUGCUGGUCAAAGGUGACAGCCAGAGAAAGCGUUCUAAGAUCGCCAUCCUCAAGAACAUGAUCGCCGACGUCGUCGAUGCCUUGGACGAUGACGAGGAUUUCGUCAGUGUGAUAACGUUCGGCGAGGAGACCACAGUCGUCUGCCCUUUGACCAAAGUGUCUGCGUCAACGCGGUUUCAGUUCGAGAAAAAAAUUCGAGAACUUGACACAGUCACGCGCUUCUCCUCGAAGACUAACCUGUCAUCUGCUGUCCUUCAAGCUGUCGAUAUACUGCACGAAGCUCAGUCUGGGGAAAGCCUCCUCUAUCGAAACUGCAUCAUCAUAUUCUCCGAUGGAGAAUUAAACCAUGGGGUUACAGAUCCUAAAGACCGUCACGCCGUGCGCGAGAAAAUUCGGGAUUGUGCCAUGCCGGAAGAAUUCCUGGGGACCUGUGGGUCAACAUCUCUUGUGUCACCACCGAAGUAAUGUUUCCCAUAUGGCCUGUACCUCCUGUCCAAGAUGUGCGGAAGUGACGCGUACUUCUUCAUAGAUGGAGAUAAAAAAGCUCGCCCACAAACCGACAUGUUGAUUCCCCUGAUGCUGCGCAAGACGGCCUGUGCGCAGAUGGUUUCCGUCAGUCUGCGCGCGCAGAACGGGGCCAAACUGCGCAAGGAGAAAUGCUCUCAAGAAUACAGCGUCAGACGGAAGCGGGCGAAGAGCUCGGACGACAGUGCCAUGAAUUACUUUCUACACGACAUGCCAUCUGGAAGCCAGAAGACCUUCCAGCUGACAGCGGUGGCGCCAUCUACAGUGAAGGAGGAUUUCUUGGUAGUCGAAGUUCAGUAUGUCGAUCCCCUGGGUGUUCUUCACUAUGUCACUAAGAGCGUUCGGUUAACUGACCUGCCGUUCUUAUCUCCUGACGACCCCACCUCUGCGGCCGUCGUUGUCAAAGAAGGCAUCAGCACCCUCCGACAGCUUUUCAGACCAUCUGUCGAAAAGUGGCAACAUCUAGAAGAGGAGAAAAGAACGACCAGGACACUGUGUUCGAAGAAAUUGUCAGGAUAA
Pomacea canaliculata is the source of this 1248-nucleotide messenger RNA. RefSeq lists its product as uncharacterized. NCBI's taxonomy places the organism in Eukaryota, Metazoa, Mollusca, Gastropoda, Architaenioglossa, Ampullariidae. The record is from RefSeq and is a predicted model, not a curated record.